This is a messenger RNA of Caenorhabditis remanei, 1017 nucleotides long. RefSeq lists its product as uncharacterized. Lineage: Eukaryota; Metazoa; Nematoda; Chromadorea; Rhabditida; Rhabditidae. Bases 1 to 1017 code for a protein of 338 amino acids. The record is from RefSeq and is a predicted model, not a curated record. The transcript is spliced from 5 exons.
AUGGAAUCCGAUGGACUAGAUGGAUUCGACUACACUCAACCUCUUCAAUAUGCUUUAUCCCAACUGACUGGAGGAUAUCCAACAGAAGACGAACAGUUCGCAAAUGUUCACUUUCCAAAACCAUCUUCUCUAUCUGCAAUGGCAGAGGAAGAUGAUGCAGAUAGACCGCCUCCAACGACGAAUGAAAUCAUCGAUGAGCUGGUUGAAAACGUGGACAAUUAUCCAAAAGUGGUACAAACAAUGAUGCAGAGAGGACUUCUCAAAAAACGACAACAAUGCCGAAAAUGCAAUAGAAUGAUGCAUUUGAGACGGAGAAAGACUUGUUAUGAGUGGCGUUGUCGUACAAGAGACAAGAAGGGAGAUUGCUCAUCAUGUUCCAUCAAGUAUGGAAGUUGGUUCGAACUCACAAAACUUUCAUUCAAAAUCAUCUUUAACUUUUUGGUCAUGCAUUGCAAAAAUUGUUCUACGGGUCACAUGGCAACUAUGUUGAAACUAUCGAGUCAUUCAGUCAACGAAAUGAGAAGAAUCGUUUACGAUUUGACGGAUAGAAUAACUGCUAAAUACGGACAAAUCGGUAAAAAUAAACAAGGAGUUUACAUGGAACUUAUCACACUUCAACCUAGAAAAGGAAGUGUCAAUGUAUACAAAGUAUUGGCAGGCCAAGAAACUGGAUCCAAUCGAUGCUUUGCAGUAGUUCUCUCAGAUUCAACAACAGCAACUUUUGAGAGAAUGAAGAAUCAAUACGUGGAUCCACAGGCACAUAUCACUAUGGUGAAGACUUUGAAUGAAAACGAUGCAAACAUUGCCACAGUCAGCGCCGUAUUUUUCGAUGAAGAAGAGUAUUAUCAUCACGAGAAAGAUCGAUUUUUCACAAAUCUUCGUCAAAAUCAUCCGGAAAAUGUGUUCUCGAAUUUUUUGACUUUACAAUGUUGGUUGAAUGAUCAAGUUGUUCGAAAAACGGAAGGAAAGAUGAUGUUGGAAAAAUGUUUUGAGGAGUUGAGAACAUAUAUAGAGUAA